CAGCCUUAUAAAUACUUCUAUCCUUACUCAAAUCUCAACGCAACAAAUACAUUCAUCUUCUUACUUUUCAUUUUUUGGAAAUUAGUUAAUAAUGGCUGUCAUCACCACUGAAGUUGAGAUCUCUUCCUCCCUUCCGUCUACAAAACUUUUUAAAGUCUAUGCAGAUUUCGACACCCUCGCGCCAAAGGUCGACCCUAAAACAUUCAAAUCCAUUAGCAUUAUCGAAGGUGAUGGUGGUGUUGGAAGCAUCAAGAGUAUCAUCUUCGGGGAUGGUGUUCCUUAUAAAAAUUCAAAGAACAGAAUCGAUGCCAUCCACACAAGCAAUCUAAGUGUUAGUUACACAAUCUUUGAAGGUGAUGCGUUGUUAGGCAUUAUUGACUCGGCGACUCAUCAUGUUAAGUUCGUACCAUCUCCUAACGGUGGAUUGGUAUACAAGCAUACAACUGUGUUUAACUGCAAACCUGAUGCCCAGCUAAGUGAAGAUAUUCUUAACGGUUCCAAAGAAGCAUAUAAGAACACCUUCAAGGCAAUUGAGGCAUAUGCCAUUGCUCAUCCCGAAGCUUACUAAUAUCUUUUUAGCAACCAUGGUUUUCAAUAAAAAAUUGCUUUGAUUAUGCAUCGCUAAAGAUGCAAAUGAUUUCGUUCUUGUGUUUUUCACCAAAAUAAAUGGAUACUUGUUUUGCUUUCAUUACUAGUGAUGCCAUCAUUGUAACUCAUAAUAAUAAUAAAUUAAAAAAUAAAAGCUAUAACAAUUUAUCUAUGUAGGAUUUUUUUUUCUACUCAAACAUUAAGUGAU
Lactuca virosa is the source of this 796-nucleotide messenger RNA. Lineage: Eukaryota; Viridiplantae; Streptophyta; Magnoliopsida; Asterales; Asteraceae. The record is from the annotation of a GenBank genome assembly.